This is a messenger RNA of Penicillium atrosanguineum, 252 nucleotides long. RefSeq lists its product as uncharacterized. The transcript has a single exon. The coding region runs from base 1 to 252 and encodes 83 amino acids. NCBI's taxonomy places the organism in Eukaryota, Fungi, Ascomycota, Eurotiomycetes, Eurotiales, Aspergillaceae. The record is from RefSeq and is a predicted model, not a curated record.
AUGGAGAAGAGGCUGGCCGAUAUCGAAAAAAAAGUCCAACAGCUUUGGCAGGCCAAGGGCCCAAUCACUUCGAGGAAUGUUGACAGCCACCCAACAGAGGGUGUAGCCCAGGAGCACCAAUCCGAUACGAUGUCUGAACUUGGAGAGAUCGAUUCCUCAGAGAAUGCUGUAGAUGGGAUGGGCACAAUGAACUUAACCGAGGAAGAAGAGUCCGGCUUUUUUGGUAUGCGUGAGAAUCAUGUGAAGGAGUAG